GGCGGGUCCACUUAAAGACGUCGGGACAAAAGCGGCCGCUGUCCGAGCUCAGGGCUCAGACAGGUGCAAGCCCAGCUGGGCUGGGUCUCUGCGCCACCGAGCCCAUCUCCUGGGGGAUGGGGUGGGCCGUGUUUCCUUGACAGACCUUCCGGCGGAGCGGAGACCAUGGCCCCUCCUCAGGGCCCCCGGGCCCCGCUGGAAUUCGGAGGACCCCUGGGUGCUGCGGCGCUGAUGCUGCUGCUCCCCGCCACCAUGUUCCACCUGCUACUGGCAGCCCGUUCGGGCCCGGCGCAUCUCCUGGGCCCACCCCCCUACCUGCCCGGACUCGAGAUGCUGUGGAGCCCGUGGGCGCUGUUGUUGUGUCUCGCCUGGCUAGGCCUGCAGGCGGCGCUCUACCUCUUGCCGGCGCGCAAGGUGGCCGAGGGGCAGGAAUUGAAGGACAAGAGACGACUGCUCUACCCCAUUAACGGCUUCCAGGCCCUGGUGCUGACAGCUCUAUUGGUGGGCCUGGGGGUGUUAGCCAGGCUGCCCCUGGGCGCGCUCCCAGAAAUGCUCCUGCCCUUGGCAUUUUCCGCCACCCUCAUCGCCUUCGUCGGCAGCCUCCUUCUCUAUCUGAAGGCUCUGGUAGCUCCUGCGUCCGCCCUGGCACCUGGCGGGAACUCAGGCAACCCCGUUUACGACUUUUUCCUGGGACGGGAGCUCAACCCACGCAUCUGUUCCUUUGACUUCAAAUAUUUCUGCGAACUGCGGCCUGGCCUCAUCGGCUGGGUCCUCAUCAACCUGGCCUUGCUGAUGCAGGAGGCGGAACUUCGCGGGAGUCCCUCACUGGCCAUGGGGCUGGUCAAUGGCUUCCAGCUACUAUACGUGGGAGAUGCCCUUUGGCACGAGGAGGCAGUCCUCACCACCAUGGACAUCAUCCACGAUGGGUUUGGCUUCAUGCUGGCCUUCGGGGACCUCGCCUGGGUCCCUUUCACCUACAGCCUGCAGGCGCAGUUCCUGCUGCACCACCCACAGCCCCUGGGGUUGCCCGGGGCCUCGGUCAUCUGCCUCAUCAACGCUGUUGGAUACUACAUUUUCCGUGGAGCCAAUUCUCAGAAAAACACCUUCCGAAAGAAUCCUUCUGAUCCCAGAGUGGCCGACCUUGAGACCAUCCCUACAGCCACAGGGCGACAGCUGCUGGUGUCCGGAUGGUGGGGUAUGGUCCGCCAUCCCAACUACCUUGGAGACCUCAUCAUGGCUCUGGCCUGGUCCUUGCCCUGCGGGGUGUCCCACCUGUUGCCCUACUUCUACCUCCUCUACUUCACUGCGCUGCUGGUGCACCGGGAGGCCCGCGAUGAGCAGCAGUGUCUACAGAAGUAUGGCUUGGCCUGGCACGAAUACUGUCGGCGGGUGCCCUACCGAAUCAUGCCCUAUGUCUACUGAAGUAGCUCCACGCACCCCAGGUCGGGCAUAUGCAGGCAGGCCCAUCUGCCAGCACACCCAGCACCAGGGGCCUGGACAUGCCUGGGACUUCAGGGCCGGCACCCUACCCCACCCUGAGCUCCAACAGGCAGCGGUGAACAGCCUCAGACAGGGGGUUGGAGCAAGGGCGAUGAAGCCCAUGCUCAAAAACGGAGUGGAGGGGCUGCUCUUCCCCCUUGGAUAAACAUCUGGAACCCUU
Phacochoerus africanus (Common warthog) is the source of this 1660-nucleotide messenger RNA. It is a transcript of the gene TM7SF2, whose product is annotated as transmembrane 7 superfamily member 2. Gene Ontology annotation, biological process: sterol biosynthetic process. The coding region runs from base 166 to 1422 and encodes 418 amino acids. The transcript is spliced from 10 exons. Gene Ontology annotation, molecular function: oxidoreductase activity, acting on the CH-CH group of donors, NAD or NADP as acceptor. Gene Ontology annotation, cellular component: endoplasmic reticulum membrane; nuclear inner membrane. The record is from RefSeq and is a predicted model, not a curated record. NCBI's taxonomy places the organism in Eukaryota, Metazoa, Chordata, Mammalia, Artiodactyla, Suidae.